GACGGGUUUGACUACGACUUCAAUCUCAGCUCCCACGUGAUAGAGCAGAAGGAGCCCCUGAUGGAUACGGUGGAAGGUCCCUACCUUGUCAUCAUCGAGCAGCCAAAGCAGCGGGGGUUCCGGUUUCGGUACGGCUGCGAGGGCCCUUCGCACGGGGGGCUGCCAGGAGCAUCCAGCGAGAAGGGGCGCAAGACCUAUCCCACCGUCAAGAUCUGCAACUACACAGGGAUGGCCCGGAUUGAGGUGGACCUGGUGACGCACAGUGACCCUCCCCGUGUGCAUGCCCACAGCCUGGUGGGCAAGCAGUGCAAUGAGGCCGGCAACUGCAUUGCGAUCGUGGGACCCAAGGACAUGACGGCUCACCUGAUGGCAUCUCCCCCUGCCCCGGCAGAAGCAGAGCUGCGUGAGAUCGAGCUGGAGGCGAAGGAGCUGAAGAAGGUGAUGGACCUGAGCAUCGUGCGGUUGCGCUUCACUGCCUACCUCCGCGACAGCAGCGGGAACUUCACGCUGGCCCUCCAGCCUGUCAUCUCAGACCCCAUCCAUGACAGCAAGUCCCCAGGAGCUUCCAACCUGAAGAUCUCACGGAUGGAUAAGACGGCAGGCUCGGUGCGGGGAGGGGACGAGGUCUACUUGCUGUGUGAUAAAGUUCAGAAAGAUGACAUAGAGGUGCGUUUCUACGAGGACGACGAGAACGGCUGGCAGGCCUUCGGGGACGUCUCCCCCACUGACUACUCGGUCACCGCCGACCCCCGCAUGCUGCUGGCGGUCCAGAGGCACCUGGCCGCAUCACAGGAUGAGAACGGAGACACGCCUUUGCACCUCGCUAUUAUCCAUGAGCAGACGGCUGUGAUCAAGCAGCUGAUCGAGGUCAUUGUUAGCAUCCCCCACCAGCAGAUCAUCAACAUCUCCAACAACCUGCAGCAGACGCCACUGCAUCUGGCAGUCAUCACCAAGCAGCCCCAAGUGGUCCAGCUCCUCCUGCAAGCCCACGCCGACCCCACCUUGCUGGAUCGCUACGGCAAUUCCCUGCUGCACCUGGCACUCCAGGCUGGCGAUGAAGAGAUGCUGAGGACGCUGCUGGCCCACCUGGGCUCAGCUGCCCCUUAUCUGCUCCACCUGUCCAAUUACCACGGCCUCCUGCCUGUGCACCUGGCCGUGAAGGCAAAGAGUCUGGCCUGCCUGGACCUGCUGGUCAGGAAGGGAGCGGACGUGAAUGCAGUGGAGAGGCAGGGUGGGAGGACCCCGCUGCACCUGGCUGUGGAGAUGGAGAACCUGAACAUGGCCACCCACCUGGUGAAGAAGGGAGGGGGAGAUGUCAACAGCAGGACUUUUGCCAGGAACACCCCCCUGCACCUGGCUGCCGGCCUGGGCUCCCCCACCCUCACCAAACUGCUCCUCAAAGCUGGGGCAGACAUGAUGUGUGAGAACGAUGAGCCCAUCAGCCCAUCCUCGUCGGAGGCCAGCAGCGACACGGAUGCUGACCCCGAGGAGCAGGAGCUGGCCAUGGAGCUGGGGGAGCCGGCCCCAGCCGUGGAGCACGGCACCAACCCCAAGCCCCCCGCGCAGGGGCACGGGCAGGCAGGGCACAGGCAGCACCGCUGCCACACGCCCCUGGACCUGACUCGAAGCCAGAAGGUGCGGGAGACCCUGCUGCAGGCCUCCCAGCAGGGCCCCGAGGUGGAGCUGCCCGCUGCCCCUUGGCCAGGGAAGGUCCUGUCGCUGGACAGUGAGGCGCUGCAGGGGCUGGACCAGCAGCCGCAGGUGCAGUGA
This is a messenger RNA of Pygoscelis adeliae (Adelie penguin), 1770 nucleotides long. It is a transcript of the gene NFKB2, whose product is annotated as nuclear factor of kappa light polypeptide gene enhancer in B-cells 2 (p49/p100). Bases 61 to 1770 code for a protein of 569 amino acids. Gene Ontology annotation, molecular function: RNA polymerase II cis-regulatory region sequence-specific DNA binding; protein binding; DNA-binding transcription factor activity, RNA polymerase II-specific. The record is from RefSeq and is a predicted model, not a curated record. The transcript is spliced from 16 exons. Gene Ontology annotation, biological process: canonical NF-kappaB signal transduction; inflammatory response; non-canonical NF-kappaB signal transduction. Lineage: Eukaryota; Metazoa; Chordata; Aves; Sphenisciformes; Spheniscidae. Gene Ontology annotation, cellular component: cytoplasm.